AUGGAGAAGCACCAUGCUCUUCCGUCUUCUCAGACGGAAUAUGCUACUCCCAAACUCAAUCUUCUAGAUUUACCACAAGAAAUUCAAUUAUUGGUAACUUCUCAUCUGAUAUAUCCAGAUGCGCUCUCCCUAAAGCAUACCAAUCGAUAUUUCUACUCUUUUGUAUAUACCGGUUUACACUUGAAGAUAGAGUGGAUGAUUCGGAGACGGCGGCUACAUUUGGAUUGUCCAAGUGACAGUAAAUGUGAAUUGGGUAGUGAUGUUAGAUUUUGUCGAGGGAGUGUUGCCUUGUUGAUGAAGAGGAGAAGAGAACAUCAAGAAUGUGAUAGUAAGCCAGGAGGGACAGGAUGCCUGGUACUAGGGAGAAAUAUUUGUGUUGAUAAGAAAGAAAGCAAUCAUAUCAAGGUAGUCUGGAGAUACCUUAAAUCGGGAAUUCCUCUGUGGUUAGUAGUGGUGACAGUUGCUUUGCUGGCCAUUGUCAUAGCUCCGACGAAAAUAUCGCCUAUCACGGGAAACCAUUGA
Molecule: messenger RNA, 522 nt
Organism: Botrytis sinoallii
Lineage: Eukaryota; Fungi; Ascomycota; Leotiomycetes; Helotiales; Sclerotiniaceae
Exons: 2
Coding region: 1-522 (173 amino acids)
Molecular function (GO): protein binding
Source: RefSeq, a predicted model, not a curated record